Molecule: messenger RNA, 1923 nt
Organism: Neoarius graeffei (lesser salmon catfish)
Lineage: Eukaryota; Metazoa; Chordata; Actinopteri; Siluriformes; Ariidae
Gene: capn5b
Product: calpain 5b
Exons: 12
Coding region: 1-1923 (640 amino acids)
Biological process (GO): proteolysis
Cellular component (GO): cytoplasm
Molecular function (GO): calcium-dependent cysteine-type endopeptidase activity
Source: RefSeq, a predicted model, not a curated record
AUGUUCUCCUCUGUGAAGGCCUUUGAGGGGCAGCAGUAUUCGGCGCUGAAGAAACAGUGCCUGCAAAGUGGGACUCUGUUCGAGGAUCCAUUCUUUCCCGCUGUCGAUGACUCGCUGUUCUAUCAGGGGAACCGCAUUGGCCGAGUGCACUGGAAAAGACCUGGGGAGCUGUGUGAUGAUCCUCACUUGUUUGUGGAUGGGAUCAGCGCUCAUGAUCUGCACCAAGGGCAGCUGGGAAACUGCUGGUUUGUUGCGGCGUGCUCAAGCCUGGCCUCACGCGAAUCUCUGUGGCAGAAAGUUAUCCCUGACUGGAAAGAGCAGGAAUGGGAUCCGGAGAAACCAGACUCUUACGCAGGAAUCUUCCACUUCCGCUUCUGGCGCUUUGGUGAAUGGGUGGACGUGGUGAUCGAUGACCGCCUGCCCACAGUGGACAAUCAGCUGGUGUACUGCCACUCAAAUGACAGCAAUGAAUUCUGGAGUGCCCUGGUGGAGAAAGCUUAUGCCAAAGUAUAUGGAUGCUAUGAAGCUCUGGAUGGUGGGAACACAGCCGAUGCUUUAGUGGACUUCACUGGUGGAGUCUCGGAGCCAGUGGACCUGCUGGAAGGAAUGUAUGCUCAGGAUGAAGCAGCUAGGAACCAGUUGUUCGAGAGAGUGCUGAAGGUCCACAACCGAGACGGACUCAUCAGCUGCUCCAUCAGGGCGACCACAGUAGAGGACAUGGAGGCUCGGCUGGACUGUGGGCUGGUCAAAGGUCACGCUUACGCAGUCACUGACGUUCGGAAAGUGCGCCUGGGCCACGGCUUGCUGGCCUUCUUCAAAUCUGAGAAGCUGCACAUGAUUCGCAUGAGGAACCCCUGGGGGGAGAAGGAGUGGAGUGGGCCAUGGAGCGACAGCUCGGAGGAAUGGAAUAAGGUGAGCAAGAGCGAGAGGGAGAAGCUGGGAGUCACAGUGCAGGAUGACGGAGAGUUCUGGAUGAACUUUGAGGAUUUCUGUCACUACUUUACUGACUUCAUCCUGUGUCGGCUUAUCAACACAUCCUACCUGAGCAUCCAUAAGACCUGGGAAGAGGAGGUGAUGAGAGGAUCCUGGGUGUACCGAGACGACCCUCUGCGUAACCGCUCAGGAGGCUGCAUCAAUCACAAAGCCACUUUCCUGCAGAACCCUCAGUACGUGUUUGACGUGAGGAAGUUGGAGGAUGAAGUCUUGAUCUGCUUGCAACAGAAAGAGAAAAGGGCAACUCCCAAAGAAGGCAAAGGAGAAAACCUGGCUAUCGGCUUCGAUAUCCAUCGGGUGGAACUGAACAGAAAGUACCGCAUGCACACAGCCCAGCAGAAAGUCGCAGGUUCUAUCUACAUCAACUCUCGCUGCGUCUUCCUGAGGAAAGAGCUGAAAGAGGGCCGCUACGUCAUCAUCCCCACGACCUUUGACCCGGGUCAGCAGGGAGACUUCCUGCUCCGGGUUUUCACAGAUGUGCCUUCAGACUGCAAAGAGCUGACCCUGGACGAGCCUCCUCAGACAUGUUGGACGGGGAUGUGUGGAUAUCCUCAGCUGGUCACUCAGGUGCACGUGCUGAGUGCUGAGGGGCUACAGGGUCAAGAUUCUAACGGAGAUCCAUACGUGAUUAUCACCUGUGAGGGGGAGAAAGUUCGAUCACCUGUGCAUAAGGACACCCGAUGUCCCAACUUUGACAUCAAGGGGGUGUUCUAUCGCAAAAAACCAAAGGAAGGCAUUCACAUUGAGAUCUACAACAAGAAUGUAAUUGUAGACACCUUCCUGGGUCAGGUGACCCUCUUCAGUGACCCAAAUGACCGACAGGAGCAGCACAUUGUCCACUUGAGGGACAAAGGCAGCCGUCAAGAUAAUGACCUCCCCGGCAUGCUGACUGUUCGUCUGAUCACCUGCACCACAUUGACCAACAUCUGA